AUCAAUUUGUUACAAACUCCUACGCAGGAAUGGAGCUUAAGGACAAAAAAUAAGGCAAGAAAAAAGGGUGACAGUUGAUAUCCCAGACAGCUCUAUUCAAGUUUAUGAAUGAUUUACUCUUAAGGGUGGCAGGACUUAAUGCAAAUGAAGGUAGAGGAAACUGUCAGCUGCACUGUGGUUCAACCAAUAGAAGCACAGCUCCAUCUUGGCUGUGCACUAGACUGCAUUACAAACAGCCGAGACCAUCGCUUCAACAGCAGCCUUUCAGACAAGAGCCACUAGUUCCUGAUUCAGGUUGCCUGUCUGCAAAGUUUCAAGGAGUGGAAAUAGGAGGCAGAAAUACACUGAACCAACAAGAUUCAAAAGAGCAAUAUAGAAAGUGGAAUCUCUAAGAAUGGCCUCCCUCAGCUCCAGCCUCUGGAAUGAAACCACUACAUCUGUUUAUCAGUACCUCGGCUUUCAAGUUCAAAAAAUUUACCCUUUCCAUGAUAACUGGAACACUGCGUGCUUUGUCAUUCUGCUUUUAUUUAUAUUUACAGUGGUAUCUUUAGUGGUGCUGGCUUUCCUUUAUGAAGUUCUUGACUGCUGCUGUUGCGUGAAAAACAAAACUGUGAAAGACAUGAAAAGCGAACCUAACCCUCUUAGAAGUAUGAUGGACAACAUCAGAAAACGUGAAAUUGAAGUGGUCUAGCACUCUACAUAAGAAGAACAAAAUCUCUGAAAAUGGCCUUCAACUACUGAGAAAAAAAGAAAAUUUUCUGAGGCCAACUGUUAUUACAAAAUUGACUGACUGAUUGAUUAAAAGAUUUCUACUAGAAGGGAAAAACAAGUUAAAUAUGCACUUUUUGUCUGUGAAUCCCUGUCAUUAAAUAUACAGUAAAACUUCACAAAUGUGAGUAAUUUACCAAUCUAUUUAAAAUGACACUUCAAAAACUGGAUAAAAGCUUCCUAACAUUUAAUAUUAGGCAGCAAAAGGUAAACUGGAAAACAUAAGCAAGGCUAAUGAUGCCGAAAUAACUUAUACCUAAACAAGUCAAGUGGAC
Molecule: messenger RNA, 1043 nt
Organism: Ceratotherium simum simum (southern white rhinoceros)
Lineage: Eukaryota; Metazoa; Chordata; Mammalia; Perissodactyla; Rhinocerotidae
Source: RefSeq, a predicted model, not a curated record